UGGAUCAUAAGGUCACUACGGGAGAUGACGCAUAAGCGCAUACUGUGAAUGAUUCACACAACACUGCCACCUGUAUUUCUGCUCUAAAUGACACCUGGCUUCGCUUAUAUGUAUUUAUUAUAAUAUAGUCUAAAAGAAACCCUAGGUACUAUACAAGUACAUCUUUGAUGACAAUUACAUCAUUAUAAACAGACAUUGAUUUGGGUUAAUGCUCAGAGAAAUGAGGAACAUGUAGUAUGUGCUACUAUCUUUGGUAAAGAGAGGGAUGUGUGGAGGAGUCCUUAGACAUUUUCCUGAUUUUUUUCCCUGUGUUUAAAUGAAGAUUGUAUGUGUUUUUGUUAUUUAAAAAAAAACACACUCUUUGUCUGAUGUUGGAAGACUAGCGAUGUCCUGUUAGGUCCGAAUGACUGCUUUUAGAAAAACAGAUAAUCACACCAAGAUAGAGCUGAGCACCUGCUGGUCUGUGGUUUUCCAGCUCCAUCACUGACUUGACAAACAUUAAUUAUGCUCAAUUUGAAUAACAAUUUGGCAAUUUCUAAAUUGUCAUUUAGACAGCUACGCUUUUAAAAUAUUAAAAUUGCAAUUGAUACCCACCAAGGUUAAUGGGAACCUUGAACCCCCCCUCCCCACUCUUUGGAUUUUGACAGCAGCCAUUUGCACUACUAGCUUUGGUUUCUACUAGUAAACAUUUUUCACAAAGACAUAUCUGGAGUAUUUUCAAAAAUGAGCACAGAAAAAAACCUUGACAAACAAAAUACUUACUCUGGUCAAAUUUUUAAAAAGACAAAUUGAUUUUUUUUUCAUAAUCCACUUUUAAAUCAUUCUCCAAAAGGACUUUUUAAAAUUAUUUGCUCAUCACUGCUGACCUCGUCCAGUUGCUUCUCAAAUAGCGGGUGUAGACCCCAUAGCUUCAGCUAUUACAGGGAAAUGGGGUGUCAAGGUGUCAGUUUAAUUUUUUUUUUCCAGGAUGGGGGAUUCUACUGACUUCGACAAUAGGUCUAUCUAAAUCCAUAACUCUGCAGAAAAUCUUUGACGACCUACUGCCUGACUAACGACCCUGUCACCGGCCAGUGACACAAUAUUCGUGUUUUUUUCCGGUCUACUCAGUUAUUCUUCAGAGUUAACAAACGUAAAAAACCAAGUCCAUGUCGUCUAUGUGCGCGAUCCAGUUCCGUGUCUUUAAGCCGCGGAUCUGUGGAGUGUGACAGUUCAAUCCGCGUGGAGCAGCGUGUCCAGGUUUUCCUGGUCGCUCCCGCUGCUGCUGCUGCUGUUGCCUGUUGGCUACGUUGUAUCAGUUCCCACACGGAGAAGCACCGCGGCGUCCAUCCACAAACAGUGAACACGGAGGAAUUAAGGCUGGAUGGGAAGCUGCUGGCUGAGGGAGAGUGGCCGGAGUGGACCGGACUUGUGUCGGGACAUUGAUGAAAAUGUUCUCCGGACCGGGUUGUUGUCGGUGUGGACGGUAUCGCGAAGUGUGAUGGCAGAAGUCCAGUGAAUCGCUGGCCUCUCUCCUCUGCUCUUGUGUUGGAUGUCUUGGGGAGUGCGCUGCCACUGCUUUCUGCUGCUUCGGAUUUUUUUUUCCAUUUUCCUUUCUCUUUCUCUCUUCCCUAGAGGCUUUUUUGUCAUUCAGGCUUUUUACACUGACUUGUUCUUUUUAUGGAGUGCACAUUACCAUGGACACUCAGGGAUUUGGAAUAGGAGUGUCUAGCUAAGUCGGGAAUAUGUGGUUAAAUGGAACAGAAACAAGUACACCGUGAGGAUUCUUUAUCCCUUGCCCCAGGAGCCCAACCAUCUGAGAGGGUGUUGGACGUCAGUGAGGCAAUCCUGGGCCGUUGGCACUAAAAUGUCCCUAAGUGGUGGCACUGCAGGCGGGAAAGGUGUGGACUCUAAUGCGGUGGACACUUAUGACAGCGGGGAUGAGUGGGAUAUCGGUGUUGGAAAUCUGAUUAUUGACCUUGACGCUGACUUAGAGAAAGAUAAACUUGAGAUGUCUGGUACCAAGGACAGCAUGGCAGCACCACCUAGUGCAGUGGCAGCGUUGCCCGACAACAUCAGGUUCGUUAGUCCAGUGUCUGGAACCCAAGGCAAGGAAAGCAAAUCUAAAUACAAGCGCAGUAAAAACUCUAAAGACAAUAGUAGCAAAGCUUCAGCAGGUGAUAUGGGUAAAAAAGAAACCCCAGGACGGACUCAGGGGGAGCCGACCAGUACAGCAGCGGGAACAGGAGCUGCUGGCACUAAUUCCAUCUCUGGGAGGAACAUGGAAAAGGGAGGCAAAGCCUCUCGGGGUGUUAUGAGUGGUAAGAAAGAAAAGGACGGGGCUAGUGGGAAAAAUAAGAAGGACAAAACAGAUGGAGCCCCGGUCGUUGCAAUAGCUGCUUCGGAGAUGGAUGUUGUGUCUCAAGCCCAAGUUGCUCUGGGGAAUAGUCGUAAUGCAUCCUUUGAGAACACACAAUCAACAGACUUGGCAGAAGCCAAUCAAAUGGGGAAUAUUGCACUUGAACAAGUUGGGAUAGUACCAGCAUUAUCCACUAAAACUGAACCAGAGGAGGUGGAGAAUGGUAGCAGUGAUUGCAAGACAAUAAAAAAGGUGAAAAAUGAAAAGAUGGAAUCUCCUGUCUCCACACCAGCCCCUCCUCCCCUCCACCUCCUGGCUACGGUCGGUAACAGUGAGAUUGCCUCACCAUGUGAGCAGAUAAUGGUGCGAACGCGCUCCGUGGCCGUGAACACUUCUGAUGUGGCCCUGGCCACUGAGCCCGAGUGUUUAGGGCCCUGCGAACCUGGUACCAGCGUCAAUCUGGAAGGUAUCGUGUGGCAAGAAACCGAGGAUGGUAUGCUGGUGGUCAAUGUUACCUGGAGAAACAAGACCUACGUGGGCACCUUACUGGACUGCACACGGCAUGACUGGGCUCCCCCACGGUUUUGUGAAUCACCUAACAGUGAUCUCGAGAUGAGGAACGGUCGUGGCCGAGGCAAACGAAUGAGACCCAACAGCAACGCGCCUAUUAACGAGAACAGCAACUCAUCAGACAAUAAAGGCGCCGCCCACAACAAGACACGAGCUGCUGCCAACAGCAAAGGUCGAAGGGGCAGCCAAACGCCCUCAGAGCGCCGCACUCCUCCUAACAGUAACACAGAGGACAUUAAGGCCAGUCCCUCGUCAGUCGGAAAACGCAAAACCAAACCCAUCUCAGACAUGGAGCCGAACUCUAGCUCAGAGGACACCAAAGGCAACAAACGUAUGCGUACCAACUCCAACAGUGGAGGGGUGGGACCAACAGGUCUGCCUGUUCCCUCUAUAAAGACUGAGACACUUCCACCUCCCCUCGAUCGCAGCUGCUCCUCCCCAGUUCUCAUCGAUUGUCCACACCCUAACUGUAAUAAAAAAUACAAGCACAUAAACGGUCUGAAAUACCAUCAAGCUCGUGCCCACAAUGAUGAUGACAUAAAGUUGGACUUAGACGCAGACAGUGAAUAUGGGGAAGAUUCAACUCUUCACCCUGAACCGGGGAACUGUAACGGAGCCUCCCAAAAAGGGUCUCUUUCUCCAGCACGUUCUGUUACCCCAAAAGGCAGGAACUUUGAUGCUCAAAGUCCUUCUCCUUCUCCUGGUAAGUUUGCUUCAAAGCAGAAUAAAAAGAAAAUUGCUGAGGCAGAUCCAGAAACAGGAUGUACACCCAUGGAUGGGUGUGAGGAUGGGCCGUGUCUCACUGAUGAGGCCAGUAAUGAUGGUGUAGAUGAUAAAAGAGGAUCGGAAAAGUCCAAAAAGGUUAGCACAAAGGCGGAUAAAAUGGCACACAAAACCAUGAAAUCACCACGGCCUGUUGGCUCUGGCACAACAGCAUCCCAGCAGAUGUAUUCCUUUCCCCCUGGAAACCCAAAUUCUUCCCCUGGAAUGAACCCAAUGAUUCAGGGUAUCCCAAAGAGCCCCCAAAUGAAAGGCACACAGCCUAAACCUCCUGCCAUCGUAGAUCCUGUCUCAAGUAGCUCCAAAGACAAGAAAAAGAAAGAAAAAAAGAAAAAAGAUGGUGGGAAGGAAGCUGACAGCCCUAAACCCCCAGGAAAGGGAGGAAAGAUGGAGGAAGGUAAGCUUCCAUACUCAGAGCCCUGUGAUCAAGGGAAUAAGGGGGAAGGACUGAUUAAUGGUUCCUCAGAUCCUCAUCAGAGCCGCUUGGCUAGUAUAAAGGCUGAGGCUGACAAGAUCUACAGCUUUUCUGACAAUGCCCCCAGUCCAUCCAUAGGUGUAGCCAGUCGGAUAGAUGGUAGUGGAAUGCCACAACCUGUCACCCCCCUACACAUGAACCAGAAUGGUGCUGACAACUCUUCAGUAAAAACAAACAGCCCAGCAUAUUCUGACAUUUCCGACGCUGGGGAGGAUGGUGAGGGGAAAGUGGAGGGUGGUAAAGUCAGGACGGAGGACCAAGCCAUUAGGGAAAAUGUCAAAAAAGCACUUUUUUCAAAUCAAACAACACCCAAUAAGGACUCUCCAUUCUACUCCGGCUACGAGACCUAUUACUCACCAAACUAUGUCAACCCCAAUGUCAGUGGAACUACUCCAGGAACACCAGCAAUUGAAGGUCAGGUCAAAAUCAAAAGGGAGGAAGACCAGGACCUAGUUGAGGAGAAAGUCAAGGUUGAGAUUCACGAAGAUCGUAAACCUGACAUCAGUGCUCCUGGGCCACAGCAACAGCAACAGCAACCCUCAGUCAUUCAACAAAGAUCCAACAUGUACAUGCAACCUCUUUACUACAACCAAUAUGCUUAUGUGCCACCAUAUGCAUAUCAUCCCGAUCAGGCCUAUCAUAACCACUUGAUGAACACCAACCCAGCGUACAGGCAGCAGUAUGAGGAGCGUCAGCGUCAGAUUGCAGAGCAGCAUCGUGCUGCUGAAAAGAAGCCAGACAUAGCCUUAAAGGAGCGAGAAGCAUCCUUCAAGGACGAGUGGAAACAAAAAAGUCCAAUGCCACCAAGUCUCUCCAAAACCUCGAGUCAGUCUGAGCUUGGAAAGCCCUCACAGCACCCAGGGAAAUCGAGAGACUCACCCCCUGAGCAGUCCUCCAAGUCUAUUGCAAGUAUAAAGGGAGAGGACACAAAGUCCCAGCAGGCUGAGGGGCUAAAGAUGAAAAUGACUGAAGGGAUCCAUCAUGGAAAGGAAGAAUCCAAGCCAUUGGAGUCCAGAGGUCCAGCAGGGAUUGAGCAAGCCAUGUGGUACAGACAGCAGUAUCCUGACAGCCAGAAGCCCCAAGCAGAGGAAGAACACCCGCAACCUCGAUGGAAAGAGGACAGGGAAAGGGAGCGGGAGCGGGAUCGAAAAUUAAAGGAAGACAGGCCUCGACCCAAGGACAGUCAAAGUGGGCCUAAAGAGGAUGGCAAGGACACUAGUGAUGUCAGAAUAAUGUCUGAGGACCCCCGCAUCAUGAGCAAAGACUCUCGUUCUAAUCCUCACAUGCAGUUUUCGUCACCGCUAGCGCAACACCAAGGCUAUAUGCCCUACAUGCACGGUUACCCAUACGGACAAGGUUUUGACCCAAACCACCCUGGAUACAGGGGUAUUCCCUCUGUCAUGAUGCAGAAUUACCCAGGUUCUUACCUACCUGGAGGUUAUCCUUUUUCUCCAUAUGGAGGUAAAAUAAGUGGAGGUGAGGAAGGCGGAGACAAAUCUCGUGCUAGUCCCACUGUCACGAAAACAGCAACAGACUCCAAAGCCCUGGAAGUCCUGCAUCAGCACGCGAGCCAAUACAAAAGUAAAUCCCCCACAGUAGCUGACAAGGCCCCCCAUGACAGGGAGAGGGAGCAGGACAGAGGAGGUUGCGACAGAGAUCGGGAAAGGGAGCGCGAGAGGGAACGGGAAAGAGACAUGGACCGCCCGCGCUCCUCCCCUUCCCAACGCAUUAUGCCCUCUCACCACCACAUGGGAUACCCUCUGCUCUCAGGGCAAUAUGACCUGUCCUAUACAACAGGGAAACCUGACCGUCACACCUCAACCCUGCAAAGAUUCAUGUGACUGGCUCACAUGAGAGGACCAUCUCCUGGGCGAUAACCUUUUAGACAUCAGUUGAAUGGUGUUCCUAACUCUAUUUUUUAUUUCUUCUGCCGUAAGGGCAGGCAGAUUGUCUCUUUUUUUCCUCCCCCUCAUAAGUCACCCUAAACUCUCCACACACCGGACUGUGACAGGACUGAUAAUAACCCAGGUUCAAAGCCAUCACUCUGCCCUAUCACGCAGAGAAAACACCAACCCGCUGAUUAUCUAGUCUUUGCACUGUCAACAAAUACAAUGCAAAAAGAGACAAUUGAACUGUCAGACAGCUUUUAUGUUUAUGUUUUUUUUUCUUUGACUGCAUUGUUUUUGUCGCACUCGAAUUGAAUUGGCAGUAAUUUGGGGAAGAUGGGUGGGUGAUGGGAAAAAGGAUUUAAAUUUAGGACUUGGGCGGGGGAGGGGGAGUAAAUCAUUUAAAAUGGUUUAAACUCACGUCUUUGGCUUCUCUUAUGCUGUGAAACAACAGUAUGUCUUUAACUUGACUAGUGUUUGGCUAUAUUUUGUGGGGGUGAUGGAAUAUGGCAACAGCUGCUUUUUUCAGAGACUUUAAAGCCUGAAACUGAUGUUCUUUAUUUCCCCAUCGUCAUUGUUAUUUCCCAGCCUCUUUGAAUCCACCGUCUUGUUUCAGGGAUGAUGUCCAGGGUUUUUUUUUUUUCUUUUGCAAAGGGACCGCGUAGACCUCAAAGGUGAAUAAACACUAUUCAUGUUUUUACUUCUCAUUGAUCUUUUAGUUUGACUUCACAUCACUGGGUUCAUCUUUGAAUGUGUCGGCUGCUGGUGUUAGUCCUUUAUUUCCUCACAUCUAUAGGGUCAGGUCUGUCUUUAGCACACGGUGAAGCCACGUUAGCGAGCAGUUAUUUCACAGGGCCAUUCUCAUUGGGCUGCUCGUGUUUCUACUGUAACAUCCUCCUUCAUUCAACUCGUGCUGUUUCUGUGAACAAUGUGAAACCUCACUCAGCUCAUGUUUUUUUUUUUCCUGCUGUAAAAAAGACGUCAAACCAACAUCACGUGCAGAAAUAUAAAUAUUUAUCCCAAAACAGAAAUGUUUGAAACGACUGUCACUGUUAAACAGCUCUCUGCUUCCACAGUGUCUGGUAUUUAAGGGUUACAACUCUUUUUCACUUUCUGUUCUGGUAGUCAUUUCUCUCACUUGUGUGACUUCACCACAACAAACAUUUCUUCAGCUCAGACAGUUGUCACAGCUCUGGAUCAGUUCCAUCCAAACAGUCUGAAACACACACACACACACACACCAGGUUCCUUUUGGACACCUGUUACUCACAUGGUGGUGUUACAACUACUAACAUAUUCAGAACAAGUGGUUGAAGUAAUUUCUCCCCCCUUUUAGAAAAAAAUCUCGUUCUGCAGUUGCUUUUACAAAGCAAACAUGUAGCAAUUAGGUGCAGACGUUGAAGUUAAUGCAGAAGAAAGUCCGGGCCAGGAAAAAGCUCAGAGCAGAAAGUCAACAUCAGCCAACCACAGCUCACUGUUGAAGCCUCAGACUUGGCCACGGUGCUGCAGCAGAAACAUCUCGCUCCAGGCCUUUGCUUUGGAGCUCAAACAGACGGUGCCAAUAUGUAACCCUACACCCAGUCUGGAUGAGUUCAAAUCACACUAAAGGUUAUUGUCUUUGUUAAAAAAAAAACGCCUCUUAGCUUUAAAUUACAGAUCUGCGGUACCUCGGGGGGCAGUGAGUGAAACUCUAUCUGUGUGCUAUUUGCAUUGAUUGGAGCGAGUUCCGCUCUGUGGGUGUGAGAACAGCACAGUGUCUGCUGUGAGCUGGGUGUGCUGCACUGGUUCAGUCAGACAAACGACGAACGAUUCCAGGAUGGAGUGAACCGUAGUGAUGAGAAAAGUAUUGACCACAGUGUCAUUAAAUGUCAGUUACUGGUGUUGGUUUCACAGUCGUGUCCCUCGUGUUGUUUUCUCAUCUCCAUCUAACACUGAAUGUUCCAUAACCACAGACACAUGUCAAGUCCAACCCUCUGUUAAAACUCAACUGGACUCCAUCAGGAAACUGCAGCUGUUUGUGAUGAGGUUCUUGGACAUUCCGAGUCGAGGAGAAGUAGGCAGUUCCUCGUCCCUGGAAUGUUUUGCGACACGGUUCCACUUUUGUCUCUUACGCUCAUUUUUGAAGACGAGUGACUGACGUGAAUAAAAAGGUGAAUGUGGUGGUGUUUGGUGUAACUCUAGGCAGCUGCGAUGUUGUCUUUACAGUCGGUGGGUUCUUAGUACCAGCAGACUGCAUACAUACGUAUAGAUUUAUCAGACAAUGGUUGUGACAAGUGCAUUUGUUCUCUCUCAGAGAGUAGUCAUGUUAUCUUGGUAGUGAGCGAAGCCCAGUGAUUUAAAAAGAAAAAACACAAAAAAACAUAUAUAUACUAAAGUGUAUGAAAAAGCCAGAAACAA
Cynoglossus semilaevis (tongue sole) is the source of this 8443-nucleotide messenger RNA. RefSeq names its product zinc finger protein 609b (gene znf609b). Gene Ontology annotation, cellular component: nucleus. Bases 1844 to 6001 code for a protein of 1385 amino acids. The record is from RefSeq and is a predicted model, not a curated record. Lineage: Eukaryota; Metazoa; Chordata; Actinopteri; Pleuronectiformes; Cynoglossidae. Gene Ontology annotation, biological process: regulation of transcription by RNA polymerase II. The transcript is spliced from 8 exons.